Molecule: messenger RNA, 945 nt
Organism: Oikopleura dioica
Lineage: Eukaryota; Metazoa; Chordata; Appendicularia; Copelata; Oikopleuridae
Source: the annotation of a GenBank genome assembly
AUGAGUGAAAAAGACAUUUCUGAAGAUAAUGAACACUAUGCUAGAAGACUUGCAAAAGAAGUUUCUAGAGAGAUCGCGGAAACGACCGAACGAGUACUCGAGAAAGACAAAAGAAUAACACAACGAGAGCCUAAUUUUUUAGGAACUCUUCCUAGAAGUCAAAGCGCUCUGAAUCUCGGAAAGGAUCGAGACCGCUGCUUUCUAAGAAAUCCGUUCUACGGCGCGGCAUUCGUUCUAGCGCUCCUUGUUCUCGGAGCAAUCACGAUUUCUAUUUUGAAUAACGAAACUAAAUUUGAACGAGAAAAUAAAGUUCAAUCAAAUGAGUCCGGAGAAAAUGGGCUGUUCUGGUAUCUGGACAGAAAAUGCAGGACAAGAGUUGAUCCGAGUUUUUUCGUCGAGCUUUCUACCGACCGCUUUGGAAUGUCUCUUGGAUGUUCUGAUGAGGAGUUGAUUGUCGUUGAACCAGAGGUCUUCUCUCGACGACAUCGAUGGCUCGUCAAGUUGAAAGCGUGGUUUCCAAGUUUCGAUGAGGAUUCCUUGUUCACCGUGAUAAUGGUCGACCCAGAUGUCCCCUCUGUUGAAGACCAAAACUUGCGAUAUUUCCUUCAUUGGGCUGUGGUCAAUAUUCCGAUGCCGCUGAUCAAUUAUUCAGACCAUCAAACUCCAUCAUUUCCUCCUCAACUUGAUCUGUCAACCUGCGACGCUGGUAACAGCUUCAACUGCACCAACGCCAUCGAAUACUUCCCCCCGAAUCCUCCUCUUGGGACUGGGCAACAUCGUUAUCAAUUCCUGCUUUUCUGGCAAAGUGCAAGACUUACUGAGGAUGAUAUUAAAAGAACCUUUUCAAAGGGAGAUUCCGAAAGAAUAAAAUUUGAUCCUGAAGUAUUGAAAUUUGAGUUGAAAAUGAGUUUUACUGCUUCUACAUCUUUCAAAUGCGGUCACUGA